UCGGGGAAACCGGAAGUCCGCUGUUUGAAGCAGCGGGCCUUGAGGAGUUGUUUCUCUGGAUCGUGUAUUUUUUUUUCCUUUUUUUAUUGUUUGGGACGGUGAAGGAGACAGGCAGCGGCCUGGGUGCGGGCCAACAUGUCGAUCGAAAUCGAAUCGGCGGAUGUUGUCCGUCUGAUCAUGCAGUACUUGAAGGAGAAUAAUUUGCAUCGGACCCUAGCAACUCUGCAAGAAGAGACCACAGUGUCUUUAAACACUGUGGACAGUAUUGAGAGUUUUGUAGCAGAUAUAAACAGUGGCCACUGGGACACUGUAUUACAGGCCAUACAGUCACUGAAGCUGCCUGAUAAAACACUUAUUGAUUUGUAUGAACAGGUGGUUUUAGAGCUGAUUGAACUUCGUGAGUUAGGUGCUGCUCGAUCUUUGCUUCGACAGACUGACCCCAUGAUUAUGCUAAAACAAACCCAACCAGAGAGAUAUAUUCAUCUGGAGAACCUGUUAGCAAGAUCCUACUUUGAUCCACGUGAGGCUUACCCAGAUGGCAGUAGUAAAGAGAAGCGAAGAGCAGCCAUUGCUCAGGCUUUGGCAGGGGAAGUCAGUGUAGUGCCCCCUUCACGUCUCAUGGCUUUGUUGGGUCAGGCAUUAAAAUGGCAGCAACACCAGGGGCUUCUGCCUCCAGGUAUGACAAUUGACUUGUUUAGAGGUAAAGCAGCUGUGAAAGAUGUUGAAGAGGAGAAAUUCCCAACUCAACUCAGCAGACACAUCAAGUUUGGUCAAAAGUCCCAUGUAGAGUGUGCUCGAUUCUCGCCAGAUGGCCAGUAUCUUGUUACUGGUUCUGUGGAUGGCUUUAUUGAAGUAUGGAACUUCACCACUGGCAAAAUUAGAAAAGAUCUAAAGUACCAAGCACAAGAUAACUUCAUGAUGAUGGAUGAUGCAGUUCUUUGCAUGUGUUUCAGUCGUGAUACUGAAAUGUUGGCAACAGGAGCACAGGAUGGAAAGAUUAAGGUGUGGAAGAUUCAGAGUGGUCAGUGCCUACGCCGAUUUGAACGUGCUCACAGUAAGGGAGUUACCUGCCUGAGCUUCUCCAAAGACAGUAGUCAGAUUCUCAGUGCCUCCUUUGAUCAGACCAUUCGGAUUCAUGGUCUGAAGUCUGGAAAAACCUUAAAGGAAUUUAGAGGUCAUACAUCAUUCGUUAAUGAAGUAACAUUUACACAAGAUGGACAUUACAUUUUGAGUGCAUCAUCGGAUGGUAGUGUAAAGAUCUGGAACGUGAAAACAACAGAGUGUGCAAAUACUUUCAAGUCAUUGGGCAGCUCUGCUGGUACUGAUAUCACAGUGAACAGCGUACACCUGCUGCCAAAGAAUCCUGAACAUUUUGUAGUGUGUAAUCGGUCAAAUACAGUAGUCAUCAUGAAUAUGCAGGGACAGAUUGUGAGAAGCUUUAGCUCUGGUAAAAGAGAGGGAGGUGACUUUGUGUGUUGCUGUCUGUCUCCACGUGGUGAAUGGAUCUAUUGUGUUGGUGAAGACUUUGUGUUAUACUGUUUCAGUACAGUGACUGGAAAGCUGGAAAGAACUUUGACGGUUCAUGAAAAAGAUGUUAUUGGAAUUGCUCAUCAUCCACAUCAGAACUUGAUUGGUACCUACAGUGAAGAUGGUCUCCUUAAACUCUGGAAACCUUAAAGAAAUAGCUUGUUUUUAAAUCUUUAUCUACUGACACCUAUAACUCAGAGCUUUCUCCAGAAUAUCCUGUUGCAGUACAAUUUUAAAGCUCUCACAUUCCCCCAUUCCAACUGUAUAAUGUUUGACAUAGAUUGAUAUGGUGAACCUCAGUUUAAGGCAUGUAAUUAAUGCACCUAGUAACUGUAUUUGCAGUGUCUUUAGGAUGUUUUGUUGGAGCCAAGAUCAUCAUAGAGUUCAACAGUGAGGAAUUUUAAAAUAAAUUCAACAUUUUGAAGGUGA
This is a messenger RNA of Hemiscyllium ocellatum (epaulette shark), 1956 nucleotides long. It is a transcript of the gene smu1a, whose product is annotated as SMU1 DNA replication regulator and spliceosomal factor a. The record is from RefSeq and is a predicted model, not a curated record. NCBI's taxonomy places the organism in Eukaryota, Metazoa, Chordata, Chondrichthyes, Orectolobiformes, Hemiscylliidae. The transcript has 12 exons. Gene Ontology annotation, molecular function: protein binding. Gene Ontology annotation, cellular component: precatalytic spliceosome. Gene Ontology annotation, biological process: mRNA splicing, via spliceosome. Bases 136 to 1677 code for a protein of 513 amino acids.